Triticum urartu is the source of this 904-nucleotide messenger RNA. Lineage: Eukaryota; Viridiplantae; Streptophyta; Magnoliopsida; Poales; Poaceae. The record is from RefSeq and is a predicted model, not a curated record.
CGAGAGCAGGUCCCGCGCGUACAGCGAGGUGAGGCUGGACGCGGAGCCCGGGCGCGUCGCGAGCAACCACGUCGAGCCGCUCGAGGAGAUGUCCCUUGCGCCGGAGAAGGUGGAGGCUCCGCCGCCUCCGCCUCCCGGGACACGCGCGGCGCCCAGGAAUCCUAGGACGGCGAUGGACUCGGUCAGUCUUGAGGACAUCGCGGAGCUGUUUAACAGUAGCCAGUAUGUCCCAGGCGAGACGGAGGAUGGCAAGAGCGCGAGGAGUCGCCGGAAGCUGUUCACGGAUGAGGAAAAGGUUCUUCUGAACAGGAGAUUACCUGAUCUGGAAGGUGCUGCUUCUAGUAAGUGGCUGCCACUUCACACCCUUGCUGCAUCAGGAGACUUCUAUCUAUUGGACAAUCUUCUGAAACAUAAGGUGGAUGUAAAUGCACUUGAUAAGGAUGGUUUGCCAGCAAUUCAUAAAGCAAUUAUUUCGAAGAAGCAUGCUAUCAUCAACUAUCUCUUAAGGAAUUCAGCAAAUCCAUCUGUCUGUGAUAGAGAUGGUGCAACCCUAAUGCAUUAUGCUGUCCAAACAGCAUGCAAUCAGACUAUAAAAACGCUAUUGCUCUACAAUGUUGAUAUCAAUCGUCCAGAUGAUUAUGGCUGGACACCGUUGCAUCUAGCCGUGCAAACACAGAGAACCGAUAUUGUGAGGCUACUCUUACUAAAAGGUGCUAAUAGAACUUUGAAAAAUCAAGUUCCUAGCCCAAUCAUGUUUAUGAUCCAUCUGUCUUCCACUAAAUAGGAAAGUAAAUUUGUUUUAUGAUUACCACAGGAUGGAUUGGCUCCUUUGGACUUGUGCCUCCGAUUGGGUCAUGACGUGAGGACAUAUGAGCUUAUCAAAUUACUCAAAAACUUUCGAAUA